Molecule: messenger RNA, 2119 nt
Organism: Bursaphelenchus okinawaensis
Lineage: Eukaryota; Metazoa; Nematoda; Chromadorea; Rhabditida; Aphelenchoididae
Source: the annotation of a GenBank genome assembly
AUGAUCAAACAACCCCUCCUCCUCCUACUCUUCUUGUGUUCCCCUCUAGCCUACGCCAAAUACAAGGACUACAGCGACCCGCUAGCCCGACGACUACUAGUCCUAGCCUCCUCAGCCUACUCCCCCACUCCACACGAUUGUCUUGGCAAUCGAUUCGAGAACGCCGAGCUGAUAGAACGUUUCGAAAUUCACUGUGAUUUGAGUGAGAACAACACUUGCUCUGGCUAUAUUGCACUACUACAUCAGGAUAGAGUCAUCGCCGUGGUAUUUCGUGGUACCACCUCGAAAGACCAGCUUGGAUUGGAGGGUGUGUCGGGUUUCUUCGAGAGGGGGUAUUUCCAGGAAAUGGGCAGGGUAAAUCGGUAUUUCCAGGACGCUUUUGAGAAGAUUUGGGAUGGAGGUAUGGGGAAGAGAUUUGAUGAAAUCUCACAAAAUUACCCGGAUUACGAUUUGUGGGUAAGUUUCAUUUGAGGUGGGGGUAAGAGUAGUGGUAAAAAUAAGGGUGUGGGUAGAAUUAGCUGGCCAAAAGGUGCGUAGAAAAAAAACCAUGGACAAGUCGAACGUUUCUUCAAUGAUUUUUCAAUUUUCUACAAACUUCUUGACCGCUUUUCAAAAAAUUUUUAUAGCCCUAUAUUUGACAUACCCUACGGCAUUAUCAUGCCAAAUUUGGUCUCAUUUGAAACGCUAAUUAUAAAGUUAUGACACUUAAAUCAUUUCUUAACUUUCUACGAACUUUUUGACCGGCCUUCCAAAAAUUUUAAUGGCUAGAUAUUUUCCAUGCCCUACACCUUCCCCUCACCAAAUUUUGAAUUUUUUCAAGGCCUGUAUUAAAAGUUAUGACAUUUCAAAGUUUUAAAACUUCAACAAUAACAUCUUUAUAAGCCUAGCUAGCUAACCCUCAAAAAUUUAGGUAACCGGCCACUCACUAGGUGGUGCUUUAGCCUCUUUAGCAUCAGCCCACAUUGUAUCUUCUAAACCCAAGUAUACGGAUCAAAAUUCGGCCCAUUACAGCUUUGGCCAGCCUCGAGUUGGCGACGAACAGUUCUCUUCAAGUCACUCGAAAUUGGUAGGUUUUUUUUAAAUUUAUGACAGAAUUUUUAAUUGCAAAUUGUGUAAAAAAUAACUGAUAAGCUAUGAUUUAAAAAAUCUCUAAGCCAAAAUGUCAAAAAAUAGUUUUUAUGCCAAAAAAACAUCAUCAAGGUAUAUUAUCCAUGAUGAUCAAAGUUCAAAAGCUUAUAUCUUUUUGAAAUCUAAACCAAUUACGAUGAUUUUGAUCUUAAAAUGUACCUAAAAUACUGUUUUUCAAUUGAAAAACAUCGAUUUUACCAUAUGAGAUUGAUAAGUAUUUUUUACGGCCCAAAAACGGCAUUAAGGUAUAUUAUCCAUGAUGGUUAAUGUUCGGGAGCUCAUAUCUUUGUCCAAUCUCAAUCAAUUCAUACCGUUUUUUUUACCGUUUUUUUAAAUUUAAACUUUUCAAACAUCUUUUUUCAUUUAAAAAAAUUUAAAUUUAGCAAAAUAGAUUAAAAUUAUUUUGUACAGCCAUAAAAACGGCAUCAAGAUAUAUUAACCAUGAUGGUUAAUGUUCAAGAACUCAUCUGUUUGUCCAACCGCAACCAAUUCAUGCCAUUUUUAAUUUAAACCACUCAAGCAACCUUCGUGUUCAUUUUAAAAAAAUUAAAUUUAUUAAAAAAGUUAAAAAUUAUGUUUUACGACCAAAAAAAACACCAUCCAAGAUUAUUUGAUGGUUAAUGUUGAAAAAUCUAUAUCUUUGCUCAACAAAAACCAAAUUUAAUAUUUUCAAACGUAAAAUAUACCCAAAAACAUCACUUUUUAUCCCACAAUCUUCCAGAUUCCCUGGUACUACCGAGUGACUCACGCACACGAUAUUGUAGUAGGUCUCUUCCCCGCCUACUUGGGUUAUCAGCACCACGUCAAUGAGGUGUGGUAUAACAAUGCCAUGUUGCCUGGGGAUUCAUAUAAGAUCUGUCGUAAGCCUUGGGAUUGGAAAUGUAUCAAAGUUCCGAUACCUCUUCCCAAUAUGAUCGACCACCGGCAUUACUUCAAUGUCAAGAUCACUACUUAUGGGAAAACCGGGUGUUUGAAGGAGAUUCAUGCCUAA